AUGUCUAAAAGGAACAAACCAAAAUCGGUGAAAUCUUAUCUUCGGAUGAUAAUACGAAACAUAUCGACCGUGAGCGGCACAGUGCACUUGACGGAGAAGAAGGGGAAGCAGCUGGUGAUGUGGUCUUUCAUCAUGGUGAUCAACGUGUGUUUGACAGCUGCUUUUAUACUUUUCGUACGUCUGAAGUAUCAGGACGAGCAAAUUGUUACCGAGGUAAAUGCUAAUUGUAAAGUCAACCAAGUACCCUUCCCUUGUGUGUCGAUUUGCAAUUUCAAUGUGGUCUCUGACAGGGAGUCGAGGAAUGUGCGAAAUCUGCUCAAACAACACGACAUACACGAAGACGAAAUCGUGGAAUUCUUCAAAUCGCUGUUCCUCUUGAGAAUGUUAGGAGGAAGUAACUCUAAUGUGCCUCAUUUUAAAAAUAUUACAGACAUUUUGAGAAAGCAUUACUAUGACAUGGAUACAUUAAUGGAAGAGGUGCAUCAGAAAUGUGAAGAUCUCCUUCUCUACUGCAGUUUCAACAGAAGAAGACAGAACUGUGAGGAUGUGUUCAACAUGAUCAAGACGUAUCAGGGACAUUGUUGCAGUUUUAACUACGUGGGUGUUGAUGAGGAGAACAAACAAACUAUGCUUACUUACGACGAAAAUAACGAAUAUUAUGAGCCUGGAGACGAUGAAGCGCAAAUGACAAAAAUGAUAGCAACAUCGGAAUCUGGAAGGAUCUCAGGAUUGUACGUGUUGUUUAACGUGGAGCCGGACGACUACCCCAGCUGGGAUUUGGGAAGAUUUUAUGGAGGACGGGUACUUAUUAACGACCCCAAUGAUUUCCCAGAAACGACAGUCUUAUACGAAUUCUUUUCGUCCGGUGAUGCCUUGGACUUGAAGGUGGUUCCUCUGGUCUACCAAGCAGACGCCAACCUCCAAAGCGUGGACUCAUCUGUGAGGAACUGCUGGUACCCUCAGGAAGUUUCAUUAGAACACACUGACAGAUAUAGUUUUGAAACUUGCAACACUGAAUGCAAAAUGCAGACAUAUUUUUUACACUGCGGCUGUAUACCAUAUAAGUAUCCAAAAGUAAAAGGUAUGCGUAUCUGUGAUUUUUCGGAUUUGGAAUGUUUACAUAAUGUCACAGUUCGCGUGUCCAAUAAAGACAGGGCAUGUAAACCGGAAUGUAAAGUGGAAUGUAACGACAAACGAUACGGCAUCACUUCUAGCCUUUCGCCUUUCUUAGCCUCAGACGAAAAUGAGUUGCCCCCCGGAACCAACUUGUCCCAAGUUUCAUCACUACGUGUUUACUAUGAAAAAUCAUCAUGCAACUGUUACAAAAUGAAAUUCUUAAUCGAUUUCAACUUCAUCAUCGCUACUUUUGGAGGCGUUUUCGGGUUGGGCUUUGGCGGAUCUAUAUUAACUAUUGUUGAGAUAACAAUAUUACUUAUUUCAACUUUGUACAUCGUUUCUAGUGAUCUCAUUACGUUGUAUUUGAUAGAAUCGAAAAUUUCAUCAAAAAUAAAGCCAUAUUAUAUGAAAUAA
Amyelois transitella is the source of this 1530-nucleotide messenger RNA. RefSeq names its product pickpocket protein 28-like. The record is from RefSeq and is a predicted model, not a curated record. Gene Ontology annotation, cellular component: membrane. NCBI's taxonomy places the organism in Eukaryota, Metazoa, Arthropoda, Insecta, Lepidoptera, Pyralidae. Bases 1 to 1530 code for a protein of 509 amino acids. Gene Ontology annotation, molecular function: ligand-gated sodium channel activity. Gene Ontology annotation, biological process: sodium ion transmembrane transport. The transcript is spliced from 11 exons.